This is a messenger RNA of Pistacia vera, 1249 nucleotides long. Its product is annotated as probable membrane-associated kinase regulator 6. NCBI's taxonomy places the organism in Eukaryota, Viridiplantae, Streptophyta, Magnoliopsida, Sapindales, Anacardiaceae. The record is from RefSeq and is a predicted model, not a curated record. The coding region runs from base 421 to 1215 and encodes 264 amino acids. The transcript is spliced from 5 exons.
AGGAAACUGGUGACUCCAUUACCAUUUUCCCUGUGUCUCCAGAAGGACCAAAACGACGCGUACGAAUCUCCAUGUCCGUUGAUUACUUAUCCGAUCCAUAAAUUAGCUACUUUCUACUCCUGGAUUUCAAUCAAUCCGGUGCCACCAUGAUGUCAUCACUAUGUUCCCACACUCUCUCGUGUUCACCAUCUCCCAAUUAUUGGCAUUGGGUUUUGAAGCCUCCAAGGAUGCCGUUUUCACUCCACCGAAGCUUACGUGUCACUGCUUCUCCCCCUACGUUUCUCAAUCAUAAAUGGAGAUCUGAAUGCUUUAGAAAUGGAGAUUCCUCGUAUUCUGAUGCUUCUAAGUCCGAGUUUGUUUAAGAUAAAUUGCAGGAAGAAUUUGCUGAGCCUGAAUUUGAUCAUUCAACUGUUUUGAGAAAUGACACGGUUUCAAGUCUUCAAAAGGGUACGCAUGCACUAUUUUAGCUCUGGAUCUUGGACAGUACCAUGGACGGGAAAUGGGGAAAGACCAUUCUGCAGUUCUCUGCAUAUCUUAAUAUUAGCAGCCAUGGAAACUUCCCAGCCUCUUUCAAUUGAAAGUUUUUCAUACAGUUGGUUAGUAAACUUGAAGCCAUCUUUAGAAAGCCUUGACAACUCCUUUAGGGCCUCACUUGAUGCAUGUGAUGAAGCUUCUUUCAUUGAGAUGGACCCAAGAAUGCCACCAUCUAAGAGAUUCAUCAGAAAUUCCCAGGAAUUCAAGUUUGAUUUCCCUAGCUCACAAACUCCUCUUGCUCUUGUUCAUGCUGAUGAGCUGUUUUCCAAUGGUUAUGUAAUGCCUCUCUUUGUUGAUCAAUUGAAGAUGGAGGCAUAUGAGGCCUCGGAUUCAUCUCUAACCUUGCCUUCUACCUCUUCACAUGCAUCAAAACUUGUGGUUCCGGCUUGUAAGAGAAGAUGUUCGUCCUUGAGAAGGUGUCGAAAAGUAUCAAAGAGAAUUUUUCAGAAAUAUUUGGAUUUUCUUAGGCCAUUGUAUCAAAGAAUAAGUGGGCACAGAUCAAGUUCUAGAGCUGAAACUGUUGAUACAAGAGUUCAUGGAAUGAACACCUGGGUAUAUUCUGCAGAAACAACUCCACGAGCAAGCGUCGCUUACUCUGCCGAUGAUUGGCGCAAAUCUUGUGACUCUGAAAGCUCCAUUUACGAGGCAGUUCUCCAUUGUAAAAGAUCUAUUGGAAAAUAAUUUGAAGCUUGCUGUUCAACAAAAGUAAAGGAAC